Molecule: messenger RNA, 1990 nt
Organism: Prinia subflava (tawny-flanked prinia)
Lineage: Eukaryota; Metazoa; Chordata; Aves; Passeriformes; Cisticolidae
Exons: 5
Coding region: 1-789 (262 amino acids)
Source: RefSeq, a predicted model, not a curated record
AUGUCCAUGCUGCUGAAGGGCACGGCCCGGUUCCCGCGUGUUCAAACUCCGCUCGCUCGGCGGGGCUGCCCCGGGCCGGGGGCGCUGCCCGUAUGGCCGAGGGAGACAUCCGCAAGGCCGGGACAGGCCGGGCCCGCUGCCUUCUUCCCCGCAGAACCGCUCGGCCCUGAGCAGAGUCCCGCAGAGCGCGGAGCGGACGGAAACGGCGCGGGGCACACGGGCGGCACGAGCUACGCAGUUGGCGUGAAAACUCCCUUGCACAGUCUAAGAGCCGGUUUUGUGCCACGAGCUGGAAAUAAGAAAACAUCUGGAGGAGGUGGGGACAGGGGAGAUCAGGUCGCUUCCACAUUCAGCGGAAAGAGCUUUAGUCACCACAGCAAGAACUUCAGGCAGCCACAAAAUUUCAAAGUGAACGUGAUGCUGUUCUCCGCUGGCUCAGAAGCUGUUCCCGUUUGUGCAGAGAUCACCAGAAACAACGAUCAUGCCAGAGUGACCGGCCCCCGGCGAGGGAGUGACCGUCCCCGCCUCUCCCACCACCGCCGCUGCUUCUUCGGACCUUUGAGGCUCUCCUGUUACUCUGUAGCCCUGCACUGCCCAGCCCUGCCGGGACACCCCUGCUGCUCCAGCUGCCAGCGCAGAGCUCCUCAUCUCAUCCACCAGCCCGGGACUUUUCCUUCCUUCCAGUUCGGCCUCUCGGAGUCCUGCAGGGGCACCCAGAUCAAACUGCUCUGGGCUUUUGUAAAAGAAAGCCCUCAAGGUUCUUGGUUCUGUUUAUUAUUGAUGCUGUAGUUGUUGUUUGUUUGUCGUUUUGUCAUAUAUACUAGUAAAGAACUGUUAUUCCUACCCCCAUACCUCUGCCUGAAAGCUCCUUUAAUUUUCCUUUUAAUUGGAAUAAUUUGGAGGGAGGGGAUUUGAAUUCUCCAUCUCUAGGGAGGUCCUGCCCCUUCCUAGCAGAUAUCUGUCUUUCAAACCAAGACACUAGUUUAAAAUCAUAACAAUCUUGCCACAUUGGCUUACCCGAUACUUAACAGAAAAUGAUUAGAAAUGGUUUGUGUGGGUAAGGGAUUGUGUUUUGAGGGGUUUUGUCUUGUGUCUCUUUACUCUGAAUACAUUCUUUCUCUGCUGGGCAGUUUUGUUGGUGUCCAUUCCUGACUUCUGCCAUUAACUUCUCCCUGGCUGUGUGGGAGCUGUACAAGAAGGUGCUGUCCCCUCUCCAAAGUCUUCCUUGGAAUCCUUGCGCACCAUGCAAUCUUGUGAAACGAUGGUAUGUCUGUUCUUAGAGUCUUUCAUAACCAUUGUGUCACCAGAGGAAGCACGGACAUAAAUGCUCUCACCUUCCUUACAUGUUCAGUUCAAACAAAGACAGAAAGCAAUCUGUGUCAUCUUUUAGAAUAAGUUCUAGCAUUUCUUACAAUGAGUAAAAGUGUUGAUCUGGUAGGCAGCACACCAUGAGUGGAAAAGUCAUGGUUGAUCAUUUUGGCACUUCAAAUUGUCAGCAAACUAUUGCUGGUCUUGGACAAGAUCAGUUUUACCUGCUCAAGCUCCAUUAACCCAAGGGACUGGACCCAAAUGUGUGCUGUGAACUGUUAGAAAGGGUACUGCAGUUGUUACCAACUUGUUACUGUGAUUCCUAGGGUUUGGGAGUGAGUCUAAAUGCAGUUUUGUGAGGAGAAAAACUCAGCAUAACAAAGCGUGAUGGAUUCAGCAGAGUUUAAGGGAAUACUGAGAGAAGUGCCUCAGGAUAUUUAAUUGGGAAGAUGAGGAGAGAGAAGUCAUUUGAUGAGCAUUUGAUGGAGUUUCUGUGUAUUCUGUGCAUCUCCGUGUUCAUUAAAAGCUGUAAUAAUGCACGGUCACUAACACUCUGUGGUGGUUUUGUUUUGUUUUGUUUUUUGUUUUAAAAUUUUAUGGUUCUCUCCAGCAGAGGUUGUAAUGUUUUCUCUGACUCAGAACAAGGACCUGCUUUGGAAUUGUGGCAUAUUUUCAUUAUGAA